AUGCUUGACCCUAACCUCAUAUCAUCCCUUUGCGCUGCAGCAGCAUCAGUGUUUGCCAAAGUUGGCUUCGACACAACCAACGGGUCGUUAGCGUAUAAAGCUGCGAUAAAGGUCCAUCCUGUGGCAGGGUAUUUGCUGAGGGCUAUUUUUAUAGUACUCUCUCUAGCGUCUAACGCGUCCAUGAUGUCCUAUUACAUUGAAGCUCUGCAAAAACGAACAGCCUUGCAAGCUACUGUGAUGAACUUUGGUGGCAACUUUCUAUUCUCUUCCAUUUUCGGUGCGGUCUUCUUCGGAGAGAGGAUGUCUCUGGCUUGGCUCAUGGGGGCUACUUUUAUCAUCACCGGAGUCGCGUUGGUUGCAGCGGGAAGCCACAAGAAGGCUGAGGUGGCGGAGGAGGAAAAGAAACAACGAGACAACAAGCCGGUGACAGGGGGUCUACGUGUACGAGGAGGUUUUGCUGCCCUCCUCCGCUCCUUGUUCGAGCAGGAGUCCUUACCACACCCCUCAGCCGGGCUGGUGGCCUGGAUUGCUAAUGAUAUCUUUGGAAGUGUCAACGAUGAAGUUGAUCAUGGCAGCUUUCUAGGGCGAUUUAACGUAUUCUGGAGAGCUCGAAAGGAUAUCCCGUCGCGUUAUGCUGAGCAUCGCAGCUCUUGGUCCUCGGGAGUAUCCGGUAAUGCUCAAGGCCAUCACUCUCUGGGUGAUGAUGAUGAAGACCUUGUUAUCGCACUGGAGGCUGGGCCGGUGGAUAAGGAACCAGCAGUGCGGAUGCUGAUGGCCUCAGAGCUCAUAGACUCUGGGAAUGCGCGCUAUGAGAGGUCCGCGGAGAUAAUGGGUGAAGGUAUCCUCGAGAAGGAUGAGAUACUGCCAGAGGAGGAGGAGAACACUAUAGGGGAGAAUUAUGAUGCUUGUGAUGAUAAGAAAUGUGUUGAAGACAAUCUCAAGACACUAGACUCGUCCAUAAGGAAAGGUGCGGAGGAGAGUCCUGGGGAGCAGGAGUCUAUCAGGGGUCAAUCGCAGACGAAGUGGAAGGACCUAGAGAUGGAGAGGCUGUUGAAGAAGGCGGAAUUGGCUGAGGAGCGGCGAGCGGCCGCUGAGGAGUUGGCGUUGUCUCGGGAGGUGGAAUUGGAAAAAGUGUCGAAAAAUGUCCAGCGCCUGGAGGAAGUCUUGAAUGCUGAAAGGAGCAGGAGAAGUGACGAUGCGGAAACGCAGAGGAAAAAUGUUAGUGAUAGUCAUCUGAACGAAGCAGCUCUCAUUGUGGCUUGUAACUCCUUUCAAGAGCAGCUUCAAGACGAACGCCGCCGGUCUCGCGAGCUCGAGGAGCAAAAUCAUCAGUUGAAGCGGCUCCUCACUGAGUACCAACUCGUUCGACCCGAGGACUACGAUUCUCGUACUCCUGACCGAAACGACAGUGCGUUGUUACUUACUCCAGCGGCAAUGUUCGACGGCACUCCUGUGGUCGGCGGCGGCUACUGCCUGCCUGAGCUUUUGAAGCAGCUAGAUCAAGAACAAGAAGCCUGUAUAUUCAUCGUUAGGAAGAUUCACAAACUACGUUUCCAAUCAGCGAGUAUUCUAGAGCAGUACUUCUCUGGGUUCGGUGAAGUCAAGAAGGUCCUCUUAUUACCGUGGAGGCGCCAGAAGUCCGUCGGCCCCCACCCGGGCAAGGCUCGUCCCGCCUCUAUGGGCUUCGUCGUAAUGAAGUCCCCCAUGGCGGUUUCCAAUAUACUCGCGUUAUCGCAGCACACUGUAGCUGGCUGGCCCAUCAGCGUCCAAGUUUUCGAGCGCCAGGCAGACAAGUGUGGAGGAGAUUCGAGACGGUCUAGUAUCACUUCGGACUUCUUCACCUACGAAUGGUCAUCCCCAGCGAGCACUGCUGCCACUCCUGCGGUCGAGCCUGGGCCUUUCACGGUUGAUAGUGGCAAUCCUGUCGAUAACGACGACUACUCGCCGGCACUCUUUGCUGCGGAGUCCGUCCUUAGAGGGCUCACUGAUGACUUCGCUAACCCAACAGGCUAUUGCCACGAAUGUGCCCCCUCAGUUGAGGACCUCGCAGUAUCCCCUUUCUCCUUUAUAUCACAACCGGUGAAUCCGGACCGUACGCCGCAGUAG
Perkinsus marinus ATCC 50983 is the source of this 2106-nucleotide messenger RNA. RefSeq lists its product as hypothetical. Bases 1 to 2106 code for a protein of 701 amino acids. Gene Ontology annotation, molecular function: nucleic acid binding. Lineage: Eukaryota; Perkinsozoa; Perkinsida; Perkinsidae. The record is from RefSeq and is a predicted model, not a curated record. The transcript has 13 exons.